GAUCGCGUUUUAUUGGUCAUCGAAAUCGAGGCUGAAAAAGAGCGGCCAUUUUAAUGUUGGCGGGUUGACCAAAUUGUGUACAUCAAAAAGUGGUAUUUUUUACAAGAUUCAUUUAUCGUCGCUACCCAGUCACAAUGAGUUUUGAGUUUGUUCUGCCGCUUCACCAGAAGGACCUGCUGCAGAGCAGCGGAACCAACCAGUAUGUCGUGGAGGAAGUCUCCCCGGCCAGGCAGGUGCCAGACAGGGUGUUUGGCUGCAAGACGGCGCUGCGGACCGAAGGCCCCUCCAUGAUCCUGGAUCACUUUGACGGCUUCUACAGCUUGCUCAGGCACUUCAAUGAAGUUGAACAAGAAACAAGAGAAGAGGCGUGGGAACUCCUCCUUAAAGCUCAGCAGCAGCUAACAGCAAAUCUCUCCUCCACCCUGGACCAGCCCGAGGUCCACAACGACACCCAGCGGCACCUGAACACCCUCAAGAUGCUGUGCUACUUGCUGUGUCAGACGGCCGAGGCGUUUGAAGCCGAGGCCUGCAAGCCUUCCAUCGAUACCACCGUCAAGGGAGGAAGGGGUCGGGCCAAGAGCAAGAAGCUGACAGCCGGCUGGGACUGGGACGAAGAGAAGGAACGCUUCCUGCAAGGCAUCCUGCACCUCCUACAGCUAGAGGUCUGGAGGCUUUGGGACCCGCCCAUCGUUGAGGAAGAAUUUGUCAACCUUGUGAGUUGCUGUUGCUACAAGCUGUUGGAGAACCCAUCCAUUGGGCGAAGUGCAGGGACAAAAGAGGCAUUGUUCAGUCUGCUGGGCCUCCUGAUCAAGAGAUACAACCACACACUGGGAGCCAGUUUGAAGAUCAUCCAGCUCCUACAGCAUUUUGAGCAUCUGGUCAGUCCCAUGGCCCAGGGGGUGCACACCAUCGUCACUCAGUUUGGAGCCAAGAACAUCGUCAGCGAAAUCAUGAGAGAGAUAGGCAGCCUAGACCCACGGGAUCUAGCCAGGGAUAACAGCGGCACCCGGUCCUACGCAGCUUUCCUCGUGGAGCUGGCUGAGAAGAUUCCUGGGUUCAUGCUGCCUAGCAUCAGCCUGCUACUCUGCCAUCUAGAUGGAGAGUCCUACACUAUGCGUAAUGGAGUCUUGGGGGUCCUGGGUGAGAUCAUCAUUCAGGUGUUGAGCAAGGACGGACUGGACAAGAAAGCCAAGAACACCAGGGAUCAGCUCCUGGACAAGCUAGAGGAUCACAUCCAUGACAUCAACGCCUUCAGUCGCAGCCGCGUCCUGCAGGUCUGGCUGCACCUCUGCAGGGAGAAGGCCAUCCCGCUGCCCAGGCAGCGCAGCGUCAUGUCGCUGGUGCUGGGUCGUCUUCAAGACAAGUCCAGCAUCGUCCGCAAGAACGCUGUGCAGCUGCUGUCGGAGUUCCUGACAAGCAACCCGUUCGCUGCAAAGCUGCCAGUGGACGAGCUGGUCACCACCUUAGAAAAGGAGAAAGAAAAACUGAAAGCGAUGACACCGGAUGAACCUCAAGACAUAUCAGGAGAUGUCCAUGGCAAGACUGAGGAGAUGUGGCAGGCCAUGGAGCCGGAGUUAGUAACCGCCGUCAAGGAGUACCUGGAGGAGGCGGGAGAGAAUGAGGAGGAGGAGGAGGCCAGCCGGGUGGAGAUACCUGAAGAUGCAUCCGUGGAGAGUGUUGUGACGAGCCUGCGAGAGCUCCUGGAUAAAUCCCAGCAUCGCCAGGCCCUACGUCUGCUCCAGGCUGCCAGGGAUUGCUGGCCAGACUGCCAGCUCCUCACCGCAACACCUCCUGUCUUUAGCCCCCUGGAUGGAGAUGAAGAUGACAAUGAUGAAUCUCAAGAUGCUGAGGCCCAACUCCUUGCUACCCUCAAAGCUGUCUACCUUGGUGAGAAGCUUUCGGAGCCGGUCGACUCGGACCCAGAGGAGGCCCUCAAUCUUCACAAUGUAGGAGAGCUGACGGGGGAGACAGCCCCAUCAUCAUCAGGUGCAGCAGGGGGUGAUACGGAGACCGCAGGACCUGUGGUCAACGAGCUGUCUAAGCAACAAGUCCUGGUCAAGUACUUGCAGGACUGCGUGACCUUUGCCAACCAAAUCCAGACGGCUGUGCCCAUCCUGUGCGAGCUCCUCAGCUCCAAGGUCAACAGUGACGUCCUGGAAGCCAUCGAGUUCUUUGUCAGGGCCCACGAGUUUGGGGUGACCAGCGCGGUGGAAGGCAUCCGUCGCAUGAUGGUGCUGGUGUGGUCCAAGGAGCAAGGGGUGAAGGAAGCCGUGGUGACCGCCUACAAGAGGCUGUACCUGACCCCACAAGGUGGCACCCAGAGAGCACGCAGUCUGACCGUCGUCAAGAACCUGAUGGCCCUGACCUUCUGCGCCAGCCUCGGGGAGCUGACGUCCCUGGAGGAGCUGCUGGCCGAGUUCAUGAGGAGCAAGGACAUCCCUGCCCAGGCCAUCCAGCUGCUGUGGGAGUACUUCACCAAGAAGCAUGCCAACACCGCGGACGAGGAGAGCAGAGCCGCGCUGGUCAUCAUCGGCAUGGUUGCUGGUGCUGAUGUGAACAUUGCCCGCAGCAACGUGGACGUCUUGGUGUCGGAGGGGCUGGGGCCGAGGGGCCAGGAGGACUUCUCCUUAGCCAGAGAUACCUGCCUGGCUCUGCUUAAGAUUGUCAAAGCGGACAAGCCAAAAGUUCUAGGAGGUGAGGAACCAUUCCGCUUCCCGGCUGACCAUCAGAUCUUCACUCGCCUUUCAACCAUCCUAGUCACAGGAAUCACUGACCUGAAGAAGAACCACUGGCUGCCUCUAGCCGAGCAAGCCAUCAACACCAUCUACCGUCUAGCUGAGCAUCCAGACCGUGUCUGCGGUGAUAUCACCAAGGGUCUGGCAUCGGCUGUCCUGACCACUGACCAGGACCAGGACAAGACUGCCAAUGCUGAGGACCCAAGCCAAUCAGAACAAGAAGCCGAAUCAGCGCCAAUCACCGCCUGUCAGGCCGGCGUCCUGUCCCGUUUCCUGGCCUUUGCCGGCCACGUGGCCUUAGCCCAGCUGGUUCACCUGGACGUCAUGGUGUCCGGGGAGAUGAAACGCCGACGCAACAUCCAGGAGAAAGAGAAGGAGAAACAGACCAAAGGACAGAAGGAAGCCGCCAAGGAGAGUGUUAGUGGUGAGCAGGCAGGCAUUGAGGAUGAGAUGGGGCUAGGGGCAGCAGCAGCUGAGGAUGCCGAGGCUGAAUACAUCCGCAAGAUAUGCGAAUCAGAACUCGUCACUGGCACCAACCUCCUGUCAGCCGUCCGUCCUCUCCUGGUCUCCGUCUGCAGCAACCCUGUCAAGUACAGCGAGCCUAGCCUGAGGGCUGCCAGCUCCCUGGCCCUGGCCAAGUUCAUGCUGGUCAGCUCUGAGUUCUGUGAGGCACACCUCCAGCUGCUCUUCACCAUCUUGGAAAAGGCUCCGCAGCCCGUCAUCAGGGCCAACAUCAUCAUUGCCCUGGGCGACCUGACCUUCCGCUUCCCCAACCUGAUUGAGCCUUGGACUCCAAACCUAUACGCUAGACUGCGGGACCCGUCGCCCCACGUCCGCAAGAACACCCUGAUGGUACUGACCCACCUGAUCCUGAAUGACAUGGUCAAGGUCAAAGGUCAGAUCAGCGAGAUGGCCACCUGCAUCGUGGACUCGGAGGAUCGCAUUGCUUCCCUGGCUAAACUCUUCUUCUUUGAGCUCUCCAAGAAAGGUAAUGCCAUCUACAAUGUGAUGCCCGAUAUGAUCAGCAGGCUGUCUGACCCAGAGUGUGGCAUGGACCAGGAACAGUUCAAGACGAUCAUGAGAUAUGUCUUUGCCUUCAUCCAGAAGGACCGACAGGCAGAAUCUUUGGUGGAGAAGCUGUGUCAUCGCUUCCGGGCUACAAGGACCGAUCGACAGCCCCAGGACCUAGCCUUCUGCCUCGGCCUCCUCAACAUGAGCGAGAAGUGCGUGCGUCGCCUGCAGGAGAACUUUGCCUGCUUUGCAGACAAGCUUCACGACGCCGAGGUCUACGCCUGCUUCACUUCCAUCCUCUCCAAGGCCAAGAAGUUCUCCAAGCCAGAGACCAAGGUGAUGGUGGAAGACUUUGAGCAGAAACUGGCCGAGUGCCAUGACAAAGGCGUGGAUGACGUAGCCGUGGCAGACAAGGCCAGUAAAGCAUCGGCUGCGGCUAAAGCUAAGGAGAACGGCGGCCGCUCGGUCAGAAAAAGGAACACCAAGAGACGCGGCCGAGGCAAAUCCUCCCUGGACAGCGAUGAAGAAGACGAUGACAACAAUCAGGCCCCAGUAACCCCUGCCCCCUCCUCACGCAAACCCGGCCAGAAGGGGCAACAGACCACAGGGCAGAAGACCCGGGGGAAAGGCAGGAGGGUCCGGGCGGUGACAUUCUCCAGCGACGAGGAAGAGGACAGUGACGAACUGUUUGAGGCAAACAGUGGGGAAAACGGAGCAAAAGAUUCAGCGUUUGACUCGGGUAACGAGAAGGCUCACAGUGACGCCGAAAACAAGGACCCGAACCCCACCCCCAGGGGGAAGGGCAAGACGAGGAAGCUACACAACCCGAGGGGAACCCCCAAGGGCACCCCCAAGGGAACCCCCAAGGGGAGCCCCGCCCCUUUGUCCCACCACAAACAGGUUCACGUUACCUGAGAAACUCAUCAUGGUCGUCUAGCAAAAAAACGCAACUACAUCUACCCGUAAAAUUUUAAAGAUUUCUAUAUCGGCGGAAAGGCUUUUUUUUUUCAGGAGAAUCACUGGCAUUUGAAGAGGAGAGACCAAUUUUGUUCUGGAGUUAAUAUCAUUAACUUGUAAAUAUAUUAGUUCGUAGUGGUUCAUUAAGUUGAUGAAAUCAAAUAGUGUUGUAAUGAUUUUCUUUAGUUUGUUUUUUGUUUGUUUGGGAAAUUGGAUUUUGGCUGAUGUUUAUUAGUAUAUUGAUAAUUGACAUGUAUCUUAUUAACCAUUUCAUGCACCAAGUAACAGUCAUUUGUAGCCCUUCACUACGAAACUAUUAGAAGUGAAAACCAUACACUGCGUUGGAUCGAUUCUCCUGAAAGGUGAAAUUUGUCGUCAUCUCUAAAAUAUUUCAUAUAAACAAAUAAUCGAAACAAAAGUCGUCUGUUUUUCUGGUAGGUGCCUGCCCUUAUAUAGUCUAUGUAAUAGACCAUGGUGAAAAGCCAUGGUCUAUGAUAUGUGAGCAGAUUAGCUGAUAAAUUAUGCAAGACACCUCUUGACCUCUAGAGUUUGACCAAUCAGCGGGCGCUUUCUAUAUCAGGUCGUCGGUCAUUCACCCGUUAUCGUGUCAUAGACAUGG
This is a messenger RNA of Patiria miniata (bat star), 5322 nucleotides long. It is a transcript of the gene ncapd2, whose product is annotated as condensin complex subunit 1-like. Bases 135 to 4661 code for a protein of 1508 amino acids. Gene Ontology annotation, molecular function: histone binding. Gene Ontology annotation, cellular component: nucleus; condensed chromosome, centromeric region. Gene Ontology annotation, biological process: mitotic chromosome condensation; meiotic chromosome condensation; mitotic cell cycle. Lineage: Eukaryota; Metazoa; Echinodermata; Asteroidea; Valvatida; Asterinidae. The transcript is spliced from 31 exons. The record is from RefSeq and is a predicted model, not a curated record.